GGACCGGGAAUAGACCGGGGAUGGACCGGGGAUGGACCGGGAGUUCUGAGCGGGGGGUGCAUGGCCAGGCUGCCCGGGGGUCCCAAGGUUCGGCACGGCCGGGGGGUCCCGGGGUGACCGUGGCCAGGGGUCCCUGCCCGGCCGGGGGUCCCAGAGGGUCCCUGCAGUGCCCCCCUGCUUCCCGGAGGGUCCCAGCCCGGUGGCUUCACACGGGGGUGUCCCAGCGAGUGUCACCCCGGGGUGUCCCCAGCAGGGACAGAGCAGGGCACAGCCCCGCGGCUGGCUCUGCAGGGCUGUCCCCAGGUGUCCCCAGCCCCGGUGACCCCCGGGGUGUCCCCAGCAGGGACAGAGCAGGGCACAGCCCCGCGGCUGGCUCUGCAGGGCUGUCCCCAGGUGUCCCCAGCCCCGGUGACCCCCGGCUGUCCCCGCAGGCGGUGAUGGGGGUGCAGGUGGUGGUGACCCUGCUGGCCGCCAGCCUGAUGCACAGGAUGGCCCCGCACUGCUCCUUCGCCCGCUGGCUGCUCUGCAACGGCAGCCUGUACAGGUACAAGCACCCCUCGGACGAGGAGCUCUGCGCCCUGGCCGGGAAGCAGCGCCCCAAGAGCAGGAGGGACAGGAGGGCCAGCGGGGUGGCAGAGGACAAACCCCUGUCCGUGCCCCGCGACAUCGAGCUGCAGCUGGACACCAGCCCCAUCACGGCCGUGGACGCGCUGGUGCUGCGCUAUUUCCCGGAGUACCAGUGGUUCGUGGAUUUCUCCGUCUACGCCGGCGCCGUGUACGUGUUCAGCGAGGGCUACUUCAGCCUGGCCAGCGCCGGCAGGGAGACCAACCUGGGCGUGCUCUGGAGCCUGCUCACCGUGCUCUUCUCCGUCAAGGUUUUCUUCACGGUGAUGCGUCACUAUUUCCGCUCGGAGGAGGGCGGGGAGCGCUCCGUGUGCCUCAGCGCCGCCUUCUUCUUCCUCCUGCUCGCCAUGCUGGCCCUGGUGGUGCGCGAGGAGUACCUGGAGUUCGGCCUCGAGGCCGGCCUGGCCGGAGUCUCCUCUAACCUGGAGCCCAUCCUGAAGCCCCGGGGCUGGGAGUGGACGCUGCCGCUGGCCAGGCUGGCCUUCAGGCUGGGGCUGGCGGCGCUCUGCUCCUUCCUGGGGGCCUGCCUGACCUUCCCGGGGCUGCGCCUGGCUCAGACACACCUGGACGCGCUCAGCAUGGCAGCCGGCAAACCCCUGACACAGGUCCUGCUGCACGUGGGGUUCGUGGCUCCCGUGCUCGUGGUGCUGCUGUGGGUCCGGCCGCUGUCCCGGGAUUUCCUGCUCCAGGCCCCGCUGGGCAAGGAGACGGUGCAGAUCCUGUCGGACUCGUCCUUUGACACGCUGCGGCUCUGGGCCGUGGUGGCGCUGUCGCUGCUGCGCCUGCUGGGGACGCGCCACCACCUGCAGGCGUACCUGGGGCUGGCCGAGCGCUGGGUGCGCCGCAUGCGGCGGCAGGCGGGGCGGAUCCCGGCCCGAGAGAUCCAGCAGCAGAUCACCAGGAUUUACUGCUACGUGUCCGUGGUGAGCCUGCAGUACCUGGGGCCCGUGAUCCUGACGCUGCACUGCGCCCUGCUGCUCAAGACGCUGGGUCACCACUCCUGGGGGCUGUACCCCGAGUCCCCCGCCGUGUCCCCAGCAGCACCGGUGGCCCUGCCACGCCCCGAGGGUGAUGGGGAUGUGCAGGUGGUGGUGCAGGAGAUCUCGGGGGUCCUGGGCUGCAUCUUCACCCCCCCCUUCUUCCGAGGACUCUUCUCCUUCCUCACCUGGUGGGUGGCCGCCUGCCAGGUUGUCACCAGCCUCUUCGGCCUCUACUUCCACCAGUACCUGGCAGCAUCCUGACUGGGAGGGACUGGGAGGGACUGGGAGGACUGGAGGGACUGGGUGCUGCUGCCUUGCCUGGUUGUGCCACUUUGAGGACACACGUGGGGACAUUGGUGCCACCAGGACGGGUUUUGUGUCACCGCUGUGCCUGCCCCCUGUGGGGACACUCCAGUGCUGCCUUAUCCUGGAGGGCAGCGGCUCCUGGCAUGCUGGGGACACGGUGGGGACAUCCAGGAGUGGCAGCUGGAGUGGCCAGCAGAGAUUUCGGGGUGUUCUCAGCUGAGGCUGAGGGGUUUUUGUGGGGUCUCUGCACCCCCUGUGCUCCGUGUGACCCCUCAGGCCCAGCAGCCUCGGGGGUGGCUGCUCCACAAUAAACCAGUGACACCAA
Molecule: messenger RNA, 2235 nt
Organism: Pyrgilauda ruficollis (rufous-necked snowfinch)
Lineage: Eukaryota; Metazoa; Chordata; Aves; Passeriformes; Passeridae
Gene: TMEM161A
Product: transmembrane protein 161A
Exons: 11
Coding region: 21-1865 (614 amino acids)
Source: RefSeq, a predicted model, not a curated record